This is a messenger RNA of Rasamsonia emersonii CBS 393.64, 2205 nucleotides long. RefSeq lists its product as uncharacterized. The transcript has 10 exons. The record is from RefSeq and is a predicted model, not a curated record. Gene Ontology annotation, biological process: regulation of DNA-templated transcription; DNA-templated transcription. Gene Ontology annotation, molecular function: DNA binding; DNA-binding transcription factor activity, RNA polymerase II-specific; zinc ion binding. NCBI's taxonomy places the organism in Eukaryota, Fungi, Ascomycota, Eurotiomycetes, Eurotiales, Trichocomaceae. The coding region runs from base 1 to 2205 and encodes 734 amino acids.
AUGGUGUUGGAGCAACCCCAAGAACCCCGGCAGCAGCAUCAGCAGGAGGCAGAUUCGAAGCCACCGACCCCUGUCAUAGCCCGACGGAAGUUUGCCAAACCGCCCGUAAAGGUAGCUUGUUUGGCCUGUCGCGCCUCCCGGACGCGCUGUGAUGGCCAGGAGCCAUGCUCCAGUUGCGUCAACAAAGGCAGGAAAUGCUCCUAUCUGCCUAGCAAGCGUGGAGGUCCCCGAAAGAAGAAAGUCCCGGCUCCUGCUGCUCCUCCAGCAGAGGUUUCGCAAAAUGGCUCCUGGAACCCUGCUCUCGUGCCAGCGACACGAUAUGAGGAAGCGGAUGCUGCUAUGUUCGGUCAGAUCGAUCCCAUGUCUCUCCCGGGGGCUGGCUUGAGACAUCUCGACUUUCAAGACGUCCAUGGGAUGUUCGAUGGCAUGUUUAUUCCCAGGGAAGGAGAGCACCCUCCGGCUGUCCCGCAGUCGGCUCCGACGCCAGUUCGGAAACAGCCCAUGGUGAGAGCUUACGGCAGUGAGCAGGACAUAUUGAACGCAUAUUACGACUUCAUCCACCCGUAUUUUCCGGUGCUCCCGCCGAGAGUGACUGGUCCUUGUCCCGACCAACCGUUGGAUCACGCAGGUUCCCAGCCAAACUCCUUGUCUGAGGAGCCGUCCCUUGUCUACCAGCCAUGCUCUCCAUUAAGUCUCGCCAUUUCCGCAAUUCUAGCGCUUGUUCCUCAUCCCAAUGACCCUGACCCAUCAGAUCCGAGCUCGGUGCUUCUGCGAAGAUCAUAUGCACAGACCUACGCACGCCUGGCAACGACGAGUAUUGAGGCCGAUGGCGAACUGAUUGACUCCGUUACCCAACCGUCACAGGCCCUGAACUAUGCACAACCAUCCAUCAAUCGACAGCCACUUCAUCCUCGGACCCCUGUGGAACUGGAAGCCAUUCUUGCACUGUUGAUUCUCUGUGUGUACGAGUACGCGCAACGUGGGAAUCUGAUGAAGAUGCGGUAUCGUGCCGGCCAGGCGUUGGUGAUAGCAAUGAACAUGUCUCUCCAUGCAUUGGGACCGGAGCAGGACGAUUUUUCCGAAGCUCGACGACGGGCGUGGUGGAUGACUUACUAUUGUGUCCUUCAAGGCGCGAUCAUUACUUCAAAUCCCCCUACGGUCAUGAUUAACGAUCCUCGUUUCACAACCCCGUACCCCCAUUUUGCAUCAGACCCCGAGGGAUGGUCAAUACUGAUACAAGCACAACAAGUACUGGUUACUGCAAGUCAAUUCGCCGUUGAUCUGCAUAGAUGCAUCAAGUCGCGGUCCAAUAUGCAAUUUAUCUAUGAACAAAUGAAGCAACUCGAUGCAUGGGCAACUUCAGUGAUGACACAAGCAAACACCCCUCCGAGUGUUCCACCCCCUGGCCACCUCAAUAAUGGAACGGAAUUCAUCACUGCACGAAGCAUUCGAGCAAUAGCGAGGAUCAAGGUGUCCAGUGCUCAUAUCAAGACUCAUCGUUUCCGCGCCUUCUCCGACAUUCCAAUCUUCCUCAAAAAGCAUUGUGACCUUUCACCACAAAACUCGAAUCCCGAAAACCCGUACCAUAUGAUGAACGCUAAUAGAGAGAUCAAUCCAAUUUCCUGCCAAUGCCAUGGUUUCGAGACAUCUGCCCAUCUGCUUGGUGGAGAGUAUAGCGGCUCUCCAUCUGAGUCGUCCACGUCCUCCGGUUCUGGUUCACUGAAUCCCCACUACUGCGGGCUCGGUCCUGGAUUUCCCUUCAGUAGCCAGCAUUCGGCCAAGGUGUGCCUUCGGGCUGCGCUAUUUAUCUCGCAUAUGUUCCAGAGUCUCCCAUACCCACAGCCAUUUCGUCACAGCAAUCAGGCUGGCCCUGGCUCACAGCUCGAACCCUAUCCUGACCCUGCAAGGUUGGAUCCUCGGACACAGCUACCUCGCACUAUGCCAUCGUUCGCGUGUUGCGCCAUGCAGAGCAGUUAUGCGUUACUUAUGCUCUUCUACAAGACGCGUGUGGCGCAACAAGGGCCGUCGGACGCCGAGCGCGACAGCGAGAAUCCUUCCUCUACGGAGCGCCUAGUUGACGAGCUCCGACAUGGUUUAGAGCGUAUUAUUGGCGCUGUGACGAACUAUUCCAGAGCUUUCGAGGCGCUAGAUGGGAUGAGAGACGAAAUUGAAAGUGCAUUCCGUACAGCAUUCUCACAGUCCUGA